Molecule: messenger RNA, 6699 nt
Organism: Closterium sp. Naga37s-1
Lineage: Eukaryota; Viridiplantae; Streptophyta; Zygnematophyceae; Desmidiales; Closteriaceae
Source: the annotation of a GenBank genome assembly
AUGGCCGAGCCACAGCCAGAGGUGCAGCAGGACCAAUCGGGGAACCGUGCCCGGCCACACGCAGGAGGGCAGCAGGAGCCGCCCGGGGUAGAGCAGCGUGAGCUGCCAAGGGAAGAGCAGCAGGAGCUGCCGGCAAGGGAGCAGCAAGCAAGGGAGCAGCAAGCGGUAGAAGUGGAGAUGGCCGAGCUACAGCCAGAGGCACAGCAGGACCAAUCGGGAAACCAGGCCUGGCCACAGGCAGGAGGGCAGCAGGGGCCGUCCGGGGGAGAGCAGCUGGAGCUGCCAAGGGAAGAGCGGCAGAAGCCGCCGGGGGUGGGGCAGCUGCCGGCAAGGGAGCAGCAAGCGGUGGAUGUGGAGAUGGCCGAGCUAAUGCCAGAGGUGCAGCAGGACCAAUCAGGGAGCCAAGUCCGGCUGCAGGCAGGAGAGCAGCAGGAGCUGCCGGGGGAGGAGCGGCAGGAGCUGCCAACAGGAGGGCAGCUCGAGCUGUCGGGGGGAGGGCAGCAGGAGCUGUCGGAGGGGGAGCGGCGGGAGCUGCCGGCGCGGGGGCAGCUGGAGGUCGCUAGUGCGGACUCUACAAGCCAAGCGAAGAGAACCCGGGCACGGGGCCGAGGCGGGAGACGACACGCCCGUAAGACGCAAGGGCGAAUUGGAAGCGGAGCUGCCGCACAGCAGGCGGAGGGGCAGCCGGGGGCGACCGAGACACCCCCGGGAGCUCCGCGGGUGGGGGGGCAGCCCUGGGUGCCCGGGGCGCCCCAAGGAGAGCAGCAGCCAGGGGAGCUGCCGGGGGUGACCGGAGCACCCCAGGGAGAGCAACAGGCAGGGGGGCAGCCGAGGGUGCCCGGAGCACCCCAGGGAGUGCAGCAGGCAGGGGGGCAGCCGGGGGUGCCCGGGGCACCCCAGGGAGUGCAGCAGGCAGGAGGGCAGCCGAGGGUGCCCGGGGCACCCCAGGGAGUGCAGCAGGCAGGGGGGCAACCGGGGGUGCCUGGGGCACCCCAGGGGGUGCAGCAGGCAGAAGGGCAGCCGAGGGUGUCCGGGGCACCCCAGGGAGUGCAGCAGGCAGGAGGGCAGCCGGGGGUGCCCGGGGCACCCCAGGGAGUGCAGCAGGCAGGGGGGCAGCCGGGGGUGCCCGGGGCACCCCAGGGAGUGCAGCAGACAGGGGGGCAGCCGGGGGUGCCCGGGGCACCCCAGAGAGUGCAGCAGGCAGGAGGGCAGCCGAGGGUGCCCGGGGCACCCCAGGGAGUGCAGCAGGCAGGGGGGCAACCGGGGGUGCCCGGGGCACCCCAGGGGGUGCAGCAGGCAGGAGGGCAGCCGAGGGUGCCCGGGGCACCCAAGGGAGUGCAGCAGGCAGGGGGUCAGCCGGGGGUGCCCGGGGCACCCCAGGGGGUGCAGCAGGCAGGGGGGCAGCCGGGGGUGCUCGGGGCACCCCAGGGAGUGCAGCAAGCAGGGGGGCAACCGGGGGUGCCCGGGGCACCCCGGGGGGUGCAGCAGGCAGGAGGGCAGCCGAGGGUGCCCGGGGCACCCCAGGGAGUGCAGCAGGCAGGGGGUCAGUCGGGGAUGCCCGGAGCACCCCAGGGAGUGCAGCAGGCAGGAGGGCAGCCGGGGGUGCCCGGGGCACCCCAGAGAGUGCAGCAGGCAGGGGGGCAGCCGGACGUGCCCGGGGCACCCCAGGGAGUGCAGCAGGCAGGGGGGCAACCGGGGGUGCCCGGAGCACCCCGGCGGGCGCAGCAGGCAGGAGGGCAGCCGAGGGUGCCCGGGGCACCCCGGGUGGUGCAGCAGGCAGGAGGGCAGCCGAGGGUGCCCGGGGCACCCCAGGGAGUGCAGCAGGCAGGGGGUCAGUCGGGGAUGCCCGGAGCACCCCGGGGAGUGCAGCAGGCAGGAGGGCAGCCGGGGGUGCCCGGGGCACCCCAGAGAGUGCAGCAGGCAGGAGGGCAGCUGAGGGUGCCCGGGGCACCCCAGGGAGUGCAGCAGGCAGGGGGGCAACCGGGGGUGCCCGGGGCACCCCAGGGAGAGCAACAGGCAGGGGGGCAGCCGAGGGUGCCCGGAGCACCCCAGGGAGUGCAGCAGGCAGGGGGGCAGCCGGGGGUGCCCGGGGCACCCCAGGGAGUGCAGCAGGCAGGAGGGCAGCCGAGGGUGCCCGGGGCACCCCAGGGAGUGCAGCAGGCAGGGGGGCAACCGGGGGUGCCCGGGGCACCCCAGGGGGUGCAGCAGGCAGAAGGGCAGCCGAGGGUGUCCGGGGCACCCCAGGGAGUGCAGCAGGCAGGAGGGCAGCCGGGGGUGCCCGGGGCACCCCAGGGAGUGCAGCAGGCAGGGGGGCAGCCGGGGGUGCCCAGGGCACCCCAGGGAGUGCAGCAGACAGGGGGGCUGCCGGGGGUGCCCGGGGCACCCCAGAGAGUGCAGCAGGCAGGAGGGCAGCCGAGGGUGCCCGGGGCACCCCAGGGAGUGCAGCAGGCAGGGGGGCAACCGGGGGUGCCCGGGGCACCCCAGGGGGUGCAGCAGGCAGGAGGGCAGCCGAGGGUGCCCGGGGCACCCAAGGGAGUGCAGCAGGCAGGGGGUCAGCCGGGGGUGCCCGGGGCACCCCAGGGGGUGCAGCAGGCAGGGGGGCAGCCGGGGGUGCUCGGGGCACCCCAGGGAGUGCAGCAAGCAGGGGGGCAACCGGGGGUGCCCGGGGCACCCCGGGGGGUGCAGCAGGCAGGAGGGCAGCCGAGGGUGCCCAGGGCACCCCAGGGAGUGCAGCAGGCAGGGGGUCAGUCGGGGAUGCCCGGAGCACCCCAGGGAGUGCAGCAGGCAGGAGGGCAGCCGGGGGUGCCCGGGGCACCCCAGAGAGUGCAGCAGGCAGGGGGGCAGCCGGACGUGCCCGGGGCACCCCAGGGAGUGCAGCAGGCAGGGGGGCAACGGGGGGUGCCCGGAGCACCCCGGCGGGCGCAGCAGGCAGGAGGGCAGCCGAGGGUGCCCGGGGCACCCCGGGGGGUGCAGCAGGCAGGAGGGCAGCCGAGGGUGCCCGGGGCACCCCAGGGAGUGCAGCAGGCAGGGGGUCAGUCGGGGAUGCCCGGAGCACCCCGGGGAGUGCAGCAGGCAGGAGGGCAGCCGGGGGUGCCCGGGGCACCCCAGAGAGUGCAGCAGGCAGGAGGGCAGCUGAGGGUGCCCGGGGCACCCCAGGGAGUGCAGCAGGCAGGGGGGCAACCGGGGGUGCCCGGGGCACCCCAGGGAGAGCAACAGGCAGGGGGGCAGCCGAGGGUGCCCGGAGCACCCCAGGGAGUGCAGCAGGCAGGGGGGCAACCGGGGGUGCCCGGGGCACCCCAGGGGGUGCAGCAGGCAGAAGGGCAGCCGAGGGUGUCCGGGGCACCCCAGGGAGUGCAGCAGGCAGGAGGGCAGCCGGGGGUGCCCGGGGCACCCCAGGGAGUGCAGCAGGCAGGGGGGCAGCCGGGGGUGCCCGGGGCACCCCAGGGAGUGCAGCAGACAGGGGGGCUGCCGGGGGUGCCCGGGGCACCCCAGAGAGUGCAGCAGGCAGGAGGGCAGCCGAGGGUGCCCGGGGCACCCCAGGGAGUGCAGCAGGCAGGGGGGCAACCGGGGGUGCCCGGGGCACCCCAGGGGGUGCAGCAGGCAGGAGGGCAGCCGAGGGUGCCCGGGGCACCCAAGGGAGUGCAGCAGGCAGGGGGUCAGCCGGGGGUGCCCGGGGCACCCCAGGGGGUGCAGCAGGCAGGGGGGCAGCCGGGGGUGCUCGGGGCACCCCAGGGAGUGCAGCAAGCAGGGGGGCAACCGGGGGUGCCCGGGGCACCCCGGGGGGUGCAGCAGGCAGGAGGGCAGCCGAGGGUGCCCGGGGCACCCCAGGGAGUGCAGCAGGCAGGGGGUCAGUCGGGGAUGCCCGGAGCACCCCAGGGAGUGCAGCAGGCAGGAGGGCAGCCGGGGGUGCCCGGGGCACCCCAGAGAGUGCAGCAGGCAGGGGGGCAGCCGGACGUGCCCGGGGCACCCCAGGGAGUGCAGCAGGCAGGGGGGCAACCGGGGGUUCCCGGAGCACCCCGGCGGGUGCAGCAGGCAGGAGGGCAGCCGAGGGUGCCCGGGGCACCCCAGGGAGUGCAGCAGGCAGGAGGGCAGCCGGGGGUGCCCGGGGCACCCCAGAGAGUGCAGCAGGCAGGAGGGCAGCUGAGGGUGCCCGGGGCACCCCAGGGAGUGCAGCAGGCAGGGGGGCAACCGGGGGUUCCCGGGGCACCCCAGGGAGUGCAGCAGGCAGGGGGUCAGCCGGGGGUGCCCGGAGCACCCCAGGGAGUGCAGCAGGCAGGAGGGCAGCAGGGGGUGCCCGGGGCACCCCAGGGAGUGCAGCAGGCAGGGGGGCAACCGGGGGUGCCCGGGGAACCCCAGGGAGUGCAGCAGGCAGGGGGUCAGCCGGGGGUGCCCGGGGCGCCCCAGGGAGUGCAGCAGGCAGGUGUGGAGCCGGGGGUGCCCAGGGCACCCCAGGGAGUGCAGCAGGCAGGAGGGCAGCAGGGGGUGCCCGGAGCACCCCAGGGAGUGCAGCAGGCAGGAGGGCAGCCGAGGGUGCCCGGGGCGCCCCGGGGAGUGCAGCAGGCAGGUGGGCAACCGGGGGUGCCCGGGGCACCCCAGGGAGUGCAGCAGGCAGGAGGGCAGCCGGGGGUGCCCGGGGCACCCCAGAGAGUGCAGCAGGCAGGGGGGCAACCGGGGGUGCCCGGGGCACCCCAGGGAGUGCAGCAGGCAGGGGGUCAGCCGGGGGUGCCCGGAGCACCCCAGGGAGUGCAGCAGGCAGGAGGGCAGCCGGGGGUGCCCGGGGCAUCCCAGGGAGUGCAGCAGGCAGGAGGGCAGCCGAGGGUGCCCGGGGCACCCCAGGGAGUGCUGCAGGCAGGAGGGCAGCCGAGGGUGCCCCGGGCACCCCAGGGAGUGCAGCAGGCAGGAGGGCAGCCGAGGGUGCCCGGGGCACCCCAGGGAGUGCAGCAGGUAGGAGGGCAGCCGAGGAUGCCUGGAGCACCCCAGGGAGAGCAGCAGGCUGGGGGGCAGCCGGGGGCGAUCGGAGCACCCCAGGGAGAGCAGCAGCUAGGGGGGCAGCCGGGGGUGACCCGAGCACCCCACGGCGAGCAGCAGCCGGGGGUGACCGGAGCACCCCAGGGAGUGCAGCAGGCAGGAGGGCAGCCGAUGGUGCCUGGGGAACCCCAGGGAGUGCAGCAGGCAGGAGGGCAGGGAGUGCAGCAGGCAGGAGGGCAGCCGAGGGUGCCCGGGGCACCCCAGGGAGUGCAGCAGGCAGGAGGGCAGCCGGGGGUGCCCGGGGCACCCCAGAGAGUGCAGCAGGCAGGGGGGCAACCGGGGGUGCCCGGGGCACCCCAGGGAGUGCAGCAGGCAGGGGGUCAGCCGGGGGUGCCCGGAGCACCCCAGGGAGUGCAGCAGGCAGGAGGGCAGCCGGGGGUGCCCGGGGCAUCCCAGGGAGUGCAGCAGGCAGGAGGGCAGCCGAGGGUGCCCGGGGCACCCCAGGGAGUGCAGCAGGCAGGAGGGCAGCCGGGGGUGCCCGGGGCACCCCAGAGACCGGGGGUGCCCGGAGCACCCCAGGGAGUGCAGCAGGCAGGAGGGCAGCCGGGGGUGCCCGGGGCAUCCCAGGGAGUGCAGCAGGCAGGAGGGCAGCCGAGGGUGCCCGGGGCACCCCAGGGAGUGCUGCAGGCAGGAGGGCAGCCGAGGGUGCCCCGGGCACCCCAGGGAGUGCAGCAGGCAGGAGGGCAGCCGAGGGUGCCCGGGGCACCCCAGGGAGUGCAGCAGGUAGGAGGGCAGCCGAGGAUGCCUGGAGCACCCCAGGGAGAGCAGCAGGCUGGGGGGCAGCCGGGGGCGAUCGGAGCACCCCAGGGAGAGCAGCAGCUAGGGGGGCAGCCGGGGGUGACCCGAGCACCCCACCGCGAGCAGCAGGUAGGGGAGCAGCCGGGGGUGACCGGAGCACCCCAGGGAGUGCAGCAGGCAGGAGGGCAGCCGAUGGUGCCUGGGGAACCCCAGGGAGUGCAGCAGGCAGGAGGGCAGGGAGUGCAGAAGGCAGGAGGGCAGCCGAGGGUGCUCGGAGCACCCCAGGGGGAGCAGCAGGUAGGGGGGCAGCCGGGGGUGACUGGGGCACCCCAGGGAGUGCAGCAGCCAGGGGGGCAGCCGAGGGUGCCCUGGGCACCCCAAGGAGCACAGCAAUCAGGGGGGCGAUCGAUGGACGACCAGGAGCAACAGUUGGAGGAGUGGUGUCGACUUUUGGAGCUUGAUACCCCCAUGCCGACUGUGGAGGAGUCAGAGGCGGACGAAGCACCUCCCAUGCCGCCUUCCCCAUGCCCCCGCUUUCCGUGCGACACGUGUUUCCACACUUUCGCUAUGCGGGGGGCCGCUGCGAACCACAUGAGGGUAUGCCGAACGGCGGAGGCGGAGAGGCGUGCACAGGCUCUCGGCUCGAUUCCGUCUCUGGUGGAGACCGACACGCAGGAGCGAUCGACGCCGCGGGAAUUCGGGGAGGAGGCGUGGGCUGGGGUUACGUCAUGGGAAUGGGAAACAUUUUUCAGCGUGGAGGCGGUUGGAGGGAGGACAGUGCGCCGGAUUCCACAGCGGGCCAGGCAUAGGUCAGAAGGCGCUGAUCACAGAGCGGUUGGGUGCGUUCUGGGAGGGGAGGUGGCGGGAGCUGUUCGAUUCUGCCAUGGUGGCGGCGCGGCCAGCAGUUCGCCCACUUUCCUACACUUGCUCUGA